This is a messenger RNA of Acanthoscelides obtectus, 616 nucleotides long. NCBI's taxonomy places the organism in Eukaryota, Metazoa, Arthropoda, Insecta, Coleoptera, Chrysomelidae. The record is from the annotation of a GenBank genome assembly.
GCCAACUUGACAGACUGAAGGAGAUUCUUCUUUCUUCUGAAAAUCAAAUUCUAUAUUGUGUUUUGUUAACCUGAUGUAUUUUUGUGAAACAUGGAAAGUUUAAUAGUUUUGGAAAUGUUGAUAUCACAGACUUCUGAAUCAAGCUCUGCCAGCAGUUGUGAAUCUGACACUGAAGAUCUAUACAUUAUGAAUAAGAUAGAAAAUGAAAUCCAUCCAGUGUCCAGGUAUUAUGAGGAUGUAGUUCCAACAUUCUCUAUCGACGAAUUCAAGAGUCAUUUUAGAAUUUCUCGGGGAUCAGUAGAGCAAUUACUACAGAAUAUCAGAACUGGAUAUUUAAAAAGUGGACCAGGAAGAAGUCCUAUCCAUAUAGACAAUAUAUGACAAUCUGGACACCGAGUAAUCAAGAAUGCUUUCGUUAUAUAUCAGACCGAUUUGAGCUGAGAAGAGGAAAUGCUCAUACAAUUUUUCAAAAAAUGUGUGAAUUAUUAUGCAAAAACAUUAGGAAAUACAUUCAGUGGCCAACUGGUGGAAAUGCUUAUGCAAAUAUUCAGAGGUUCAAUAAUCUCAGAGGACAAGGAAGUUUUCCGCCUGUUGACAAUUCCUAUUAUGAUAGGAA